Chionomys nivalis (European snow vole) is the source of this 1527-nucleotide messenger RNA. RefSeq names its product cellular communication network factor 4 (gene Ccn4). Gene Ontology annotation, molecular function: heparin binding; integrin binding. The transcript has 6 exons. The record is from RefSeq and is a predicted model, not a curated record. Gene Ontology annotation, biological process: cell adhesion; signal transduction. Gene Ontology annotation, cellular component: extracellular region; extracellular matrix. Bases 1 to 1104 code for a protein of 367 amino acids. NCBI's taxonomy places the organism in Eukaryota, Metazoa, Chordata, Mammalia, Rodentia, Cricetidae.
AUGAGGUGGCUCCUGCCCUGGACGCUGGCAGCUGUGGCAGUCCUGGUGGCGGGCAGCGUCCUGGCCACGGUCAUCUCUCCGACCCCCACAACCAUGACUUUCACUCCAGUGCCCCCAGAGGUCGCAACUACACGCCCCGAGUUCUGCAAGUGGCCCUGUGAAUGCCCACAGUCUCCACCUCGCUGCCCACUGGGUGUCAGCCUUAUCACAGACGGCUGUGAAUGCUGUAAGAUAUGUGCCCAGCAGCUCGGGGACAACUGCACAGAGGCUGCCGUCUGUGACCCGCACCGGGGCCUCUACUGCGAUUACAGUGGGGACUGGCCGAGGUACGCAAUAGGAGUGUGUGCACAGGUGGUCGGUGUGGGCUGCGUCCUGGAUGGCGUGCGUUACACCAAUGGCGAGUCCUUCCAGCCCAACUGCAGGUAUAACUGCACGUGCAUUGACGGUACAGUGGGCUGCACACCACUGUGCCUCAGCCCCAGGCCCCCGCGCCUCUGGUGCCGACAACCCCGGCAUGUGAGGGUGCCUGGCCAGUGCUGUGAGCAGUGGGUAUGCGACGAUGAUGCAAGGAGGCCACGCCAGACGGCACUGCUGGACACCAGAGCCUUUGCAGCUUCAGGCACAGUGGAGCAAUGGCACGGAAACUGCAUAGCCUACACCAGCCCCUGGAGUCCUUGUUCAACCACCUGUGGUCUAGGAAUCUCAACUCGGAUCUCUAAUGUCAAUGCCCGGUGCUGGCCGGAGCAGGAAAGUCGCCUCUGCAAUCUGCGGCCAUGUGAAGUGGACAUCCAUCCAUACAUCAAGGCCGGGAAGAAGUGUCUGGCUGUGUACCAGCCGGAGGAGCCCAUGAACUUCACUCUCGCGGGCUGUGUUAGCACCCGCGCCUACCGACCCAAGUACUGUGGAGUCUGCACUGACAACAGGUGCUGUAUCCCCUACAAGUCCAAGACCAUCAGUGUCACAUUCCAGUGUCCAGAAGGGCCGAGUUUCUCACGUCAGGUCCUAUGGAUCAAUGCUUGCUUCUGCAACCUGAGCUGCAGGAAUCCAAAUGAUAUCUUUGCAGACUUGGACUCUUACCCUGACUUCUCAGAGAUUGCCAAUUAGGUAGGUGUGUAGCUCGGGGUAAAAAGCCCCAUGUUUACAAAGCAUCCAGUCUCUGUGACCCAGGACUUCACAAGUGAGUCUUAUUCCAUCUACUUCCUACUCAAUUCUAAAUUCCCUGAACCUGACCGUUUGCCUGUGUUCCUAUCUUGACCAUCCCAUUGGCCCAGAAGAGCGUCACUCAGGCUCAGACAAUGCAUCCUUCCUUGGGAAUAGUCUAUAUCACUCCAAAGGAAACACAUCUCUGACUGUUAAACAUGAAUCCCAAGCCUGACCCAGCCUGUCCGGUUCCAGCCUGGUCAAGUUGUCAGAAAUCGUGAUGGGGCUGCCCAAGGAACAGAGUCAGCCGAAGAACCAACAUCAAAGACUCUUUCUUCAGAUGCCAAACCUGAUGAUGUUGGGAUCCUUUCAGAUAGAUGGAUAGGA